Nakaseomyces glabratus is the source of this 1554-nucleotide messenger RNA. RefSeq names its product Rrt12p (gene RRT12). The record is from RefSeq and is a predicted model, not a curated record. Gene Ontology annotation, molecular function: serine-type endopeptidase activity. NCBI's taxonomy places the organism in Eukaryota, Fungi, Ascomycota, Saccharomycetes, Saccharomycetales, Saccharomycetaceae. Gene Ontology annotation, biological process: proteolysis.
AUGAAACUCAUUACGAUUAUUAUAUAUUUAUUUGCGUUUGUAUCCGCCGAGGAGUACAUUGUGUCGCUGAAGGGGCCCAAGGCGUUUCAGCGGUUCAUGGAUUCCCAGCUUGUGCAAGAAAUACUGGAGUCCAAGCCUAUCAGGAAGCGUAUAAUCAAGACGUAUUCCUUUGGCAAUUUCCGCGGGUUUGUCAUAGACCUGCCCAACGAGUGGCUGAUCAAGAUCAGGAGGAGCCCAUUCGUGUCUCAAGUGGUGCCUAAUUUCUCGUUCAAGGCCUUUGACGAAGAGACAGCGCUGAGCGAAGUGUACAGAGGCAGGACAAUAGUGGCGCGUGGUGAGAACGGCGGGAGCCCAGAGCUCCAAGGGUUCAAGAAGGAAGAGUGUCGUGGUGACAGUGUCUAUUUUGACAAGUUCGAGGCCAGUGGCAAGGACAUGCCGCAGGUGAACGGGAAGUUGCUAUCGCGGUACAUCAAGACGCAGUCCGAGGCACCACGGCAUCUAGCCCGGCUAUCGAGACGGUCGCAACUGCCAUAUGAUUUCAACGACCCGACGAGGUACGAGAGCGAUUUCAAUUACUAUUACUAUGGAUGGCAUCAAGGGCGGUCAGUGAAUGCGUAUGUGCUGGACAGUGGUGUCAUGAUUGAUCACUGUGACUUCGAAGGGCGAGCCUAUUACGGAGCCGAUUUCAUCCGCAGUGGUAACUCUGGGGAUCAGAACGGGCAUGGCACGCAUGUAGCUGGGCUAAUAGGUUCUAAGACCUAUGGGGUGUCAAAGAAAGUGAACAUCAUCGAUGUGAAAGUGUUGGAUAGUGUGGGCAGCGGUACAUUAGAUACAGUGAUGAGUGGGUUAGAGUUUGUCUCUAACCAUUGCAACUACAAGGGCAAGCAAGGCAAGCAAGGUAAGCAAGGCAAGCCCGUCUGGGGCAGUGAGGAUUCACACGAUGACGACGUUGAGAGUAAGAGGUGCGUCAUCAAUCUCAGUCUUGGCACAUUUCGGAGUACCAUCAUCAACGAGGCCAUUGAGGAGUUGAUCAAGCAAGGGAUCGUUGUGGUAGUUGCAGCCGGUAAUUCCAACAUGAACGCCUGUUGGACCAGUCCCGCGUCCGUGGCGGAUGUGAUCACUGUGGGGGCCUUUGACGAUCGCAUUGACUCCAUAGCGAAAUUCAGCAAUUGGGGCAACUGCGUCGACAUCUUCGCACCGGGUGUGCUAGUGAAGUCGUUGUCGAACAAGUUUCCUUACUACCCCAUAGAGCAAACGGGCACGUCGAUGGCCACACCGAUAGUUACGGGUCUGGUGGCAUUGCUGCUGGACUCCGGGAUCAAACCAACCCAGAUAAAGAAAAGACUCAACGAAUUGGCGACCGAUAACAUCUUCCCAAGAAGAACACUGCUGUUCAAGCCAGGAACCCCAAACAGAAUCGCAUUCAACGGGGUCAAGAGAGACGACGACGACUACCACCACUACAGCUACCCGAACAUCACCAUCGAGCACAUCCUCAAGGAAUUGGACAGCUAUACAACCCCAGCAAUUACAAAAGGAGUACUCUUAGUUUAA